UCAGGAUAUGCCGCGCUCAUACGUUCUUAGUUAUUGAAUGGCAAUUAUAACUGAAUUCGCCAUGUUCCGUUACCAUUCCUUAGUAGACACCACGGAUGAAACAGGAGGUUGGCCGAAGACAGCGGCAGUCCGAGUGGACGUCACGAUGACGUGGCGGUCCAAACGCCGAGGGCCUGACGGGCCUCGUUCCUGGUUCGUGGCCUGCGCUGCCGGAUGGAACAUCCUCUGGCUGAGCCUGUUGAGGCGCUCGGGCGGCGUGGUGUUUGUGGCCCUUGUGAAAAGCUACGGGGCUACCAGGGAGGAGGCUACGUGGACCAUCAGCAUCAGCUUCAGCAUAGCCUGCAUGCUUGGCCCUGUUGUCGGGCUUCUGACCAAGUAUCUGGCACUCAGGACGUUGUCGCUCGUGGGCUCUUCCACCUUGGCCCUCAGUACCAUACUCUGCUUCUUUGCGGAAGACAUGACCGCCGUGUUUGCCCUCCUCGGUGUUUUGAAUGGCAUUGGCAUGGGAAUCGUGAUGGUGACUAACGACGUGGUGAUUGGACAGUACUUCCUCCGCUACCGGGGUUCCGGCUUCGGCAUCUACUACACGGGUGGAACUCUGGCAGCCUUCGUCUUUCCUCCGCUGAUGGACAUCCUCAUUCAAGCGUACGGACUGCGCGGGACCUUCCUCAUCACCGGUGGUCUAGCCUUGAACGGCCUGGUUAGCUCGCUGUUCUACAGGACUCCGCCAUGGGUGUCCGUGAGGGCUUCCAAGGUGCUUCCAGUCACCGACAAAUUUCCGACAAACGUCGUCGGAGCUUCUGGUGAACCUUCUGCGAAUGGUGGACAACUGACAGAAUACGACGUAGAGGGAGCUCUCCUCAAGGACGGAGAGACAACCUCUCACGACGUUAUUCAGCCGAUGAACACGAUUGAAGCUUCUUACAAUUCGGCAGUGAAUGGCGGCCGACACGUCAGAAACUCCCUCGACAACAGCAGCGGGACUGCAGAAAUCAACUCUCACAGCACGAAGCGGAAAUGGACAUCGCACCUCUCGUUCCUCAAGGUGCCCGUCUUCUACAUGGUGGCGGUGACGUGCAUGUUCUCCGUAUACGCCACACUAGUCUUCGUGAUACUCGUGGACUUAGCAGAAGAGAAGGGCUUCAGCAGACAGGACGGUGCUGUGUUCCUCUCGGUGUCCGCCAUUGGUGACGCCGGUGCGCGACUAUUGUCGGGCGUACUCUCCGACAAGGGUUUCAUGGACCGACGCGCCAUGAUGGGGCUCAGCUCCGUUCUCCUGGGUAGUCUGGUGGUGUCACUGCCCUGGGUGCACUCGUACCCGGCAGCCCUGGCCUUAUGCGCGCUCUUGGGGUGGGCGUGCGGCACCCUUGUAGUACUCUUCGGUCCUCUGCUGGCCGACCAUCUUGGUGUGGAGAACCUUGGCGUCACCAUGGGCAUAUGCCGGUUCGUGAUGGGUGCCGCCUACUUUGGUUGCCCCAAGAUCACAGGUCACUUCAAAGAUCACGUUGGUUCCUACGAUGGACUCCUGUACAUGAUUGGCUCCGGGUGCUUUCUGGUGGCUCUCAUGUGGCUCGCUGAACUCUGCCACGUCUGCGUCAAGAAACGCAAGGACCGUGCUGCGGCCGCGCAAUAAACGUGUAACAACAUUUCUCCGAACGAAGAUGCAGGUUC
This is a messenger RNA of Ixodes scapularis (black-legged tick), 1671 nucleotides long. Its product is annotated as monocarboxylate transporter 9-like. NCBI's taxonomy places the organism in Eukaryota, Metazoa, Arthropoda, Arachnida, Ixodida, Ixodidae. Gene Ontology annotation, biological process: transmembrane transport. The record is from RefSeq and is a predicted model, not a curated record. The coding region runs from base 38 to 1633 and encodes 531 amino acids. Gene Ontology annotation, molecular function: monocarboxylic acid transmembrane transporter activity. The transcript is spliced from 4 exons.